Molecule: messenger RNA, 1196 nt
Organism: Phalaenopsis equestris
Lineage: Eukaryota; Viridiplantae; Streptophyta; Magnoliopsida; Asparagales; Orchidaceae
Product: ankyrin repeat and SAM domain-containing protein 6
Exons: 6
Coding region: 202-837 (211 amino acids)
Molecular function (GO): protein binding
Source: RefSeq, a predicted model, not a curated record
CGUAUUGAUGUUGGUAUUCAUUAUCGUGCUGAUCAUAGCUGAUUGCUGAGCACUGUUCUUCUACCCCCUUAAAAUCCGAAGUCCUUCCUGCAAUACUGCGUCGUUGCUCCGCAUUCGAUCACUCUCCCACUGGUCCCGUCCUUGUCCAUACACAAUUAGCGGUUCUACUUCUUUCUAGGGUUUUACCUUUUUCCUCGAACGAUGUACGCCGAUCGGGUCGCAGCCGGGACCAAGCGCUCUAUCAAGGAGCGACUUGAGGGUGACAUAGAAGACGAUCUUGGCCCACUCCAGAAGCCGGUAUUGAAAAGGCAGCGCCAGGUUGAUGACAAAUGGAAACAUGAUCUUUAUGAGGGUGAUAGAGAAUCUCCAUCUUCAAAAUCUACAGUUGGCCCUAAGGAUCUCCGCUUAAAGCUUCAAAGGAAAGUUCCUCAGCAAACCCUCCAAAGUGGGAAAGCAGCUGGAGUACGAGAUCUUCGCGAAAAACUUUCUGGUAUCAUGCAUUCUCAAGCAGCAAAUAUCGAUCCGCCAAAAGCUAAAGCUGCACCAGAGAGUUCCAUUCCUGCAAAUAAAAGUGCAACUUCUGUUGAAGCAUCUGUGCAGGAGACAAAGAACAUAUCCAACCCAACUUAUUCUGAAAAAAAGGCUAAGCGAAAGUCCGAGUUCUCGGUAGAAGGGUUUUUGCAGUCACUCGGCCUUGAGAAGUACAUAAUAACGUUCAAGGUAGAGGAGGUUGAUAUGGCAGCUCUUAUGCACAUGACUGAAGCUGAUCUCAAGGCCCUAGGAGUUCCGAUGGGUCCAAGAAAGAAGAUACUUCGUGCAUUGGAAUCGAGUUCGUAGGAGCAUCUGACAAUUCGAUGAUGGUAAACUUUUGGUUGUGUAGAUCAUGCAAAUUCUUACUGUAGAUGCUGAUUUAUCUUAUUUUGUCAGCCUGCAAAUUUCUGCUCUGUUUUUUUUGGUCUCAAUCAACGCCUUAUCAGCAUGUUUUACCCUCCAUGUUGGAGGCCUCUAUUAGUGUUGCAUGCUGUAAAAAACCUCAAGGCAUUAAUUGCAUUUGAAAUAUUGUAAUGCCACUUAUUUUUAUUUGGAAACUAUUUUAUUUCUUUCUUUUUUUGGUUUUUUUUUGCUAAUAGUGACCAGGAAAAAAUAUGUAUGUUGGGACUUCAUUGUCUCAGGCUGUUUUUUCAAGAUGUUAUUAG